AUGUCAACACCUGCGCAAAGGGCCAAUCUCGCGCGCAUCCGGGACAACCAGAGACGAUCUCGCGCUCGCAAGAGGGAGUACCUCCAGGAACUGGAGCAGCGUCUCCGGACAUGCGAGCUCCAGGGCAUUGAGGCCUCGGCAGAGGUCCAGAUGGCCGCCCGCCGCGUCGCGGUGGAGAACAGGCUCCUCCGCGACCUGUUGCACGAGCAGGGCGUCGGCGACGACUACAUCCUGCACUACCUGCAGCAGCAGCAGCCACCGCCCGGCCAGCUUGGCGCGCACCCGGACCUCAGUCCUCUCGCGGCAGCCCAGCUCCCUGCGGGUGCCGCUGGAUCAUCUGUGCAGUCGCUCCAGCAUCUCCUGGCACCGCGACGACCCACGCCCUUGGAAUCGAAUGCGCCGCAUCUGCCAGGACAACAGGCGAGCCGCGAGACGUCCAUCGCGAGUGCCUCCACGAGCGCAUCCUCUUUGUGGGAAACGACGCCGCCCCAGGCCAUGCCGUCCGGCUAUGGAACGCAUCAUGUGAGCGUUGGGAUGGCCCCUGGCGCACCCACGUACGGGACGCCUGUGUACUCGACGGAGAUGACGCCUCGACAGGACGUCUAUGAGACGCAGCAGCAUCAGCCGCCGCCGCCGCGACAACAACUACCAUCACAGCAGCCGCAGCAGCAGCAGCAACCACAGGGAUUCCCAGCGCAGCAGAUGCAGCAUCUCCCCGGGUCGUCGUUGACCUACAGUGAUCCACAUGCGCCCUUUCACCCCAGUCAGCGCGACUACGGCGGCUACUGA
Emericellopsis atlantica is the source of this 789-nucleotide messenger RNA. RefSeq lists its product as uncharacterized. The transcript is spliced from 2 exons. The coding region runs from base 1 to 789 and encodes 262 amino acids. The record is from RefSeq and is a predicted model, not a curated record. Lineage: Eukaryota; Fungi; Ascomycota; Sordariomycetes; Hypocreales; Bionectriaceae.